UGUGCGUGUAUGCGCAUGCGCGUAUUCAGGUACUUCGAGGCGGUCCAGUUGAAGGAGCAGCGUCGUCAGCAGCGUCUUCGAGGUCACACCAGCUACGAUGUGGAGAACGGAGAGUUCCUGUGUCCGCUGUGCGAGUGUCUGAGCAACACUGUGAUCCCUCUGCUGCCACACACACCCUCACCUGACCUCAGUGUUGAUCAUCCCAAUUUGGAGGUGUGGCUUAAAACGACCAAUCAGCAAAUAGCAGCACUACACUCCGCCCACAGGAAGCAGUCUGACGGUGUAGCAGAGGGGGCGGAGCCUGCUGUUCCUGAAGGAUUCAGACUGGACUUACCUCCACAGAACCCGUUCUCUAGCAGCGUCAGUGAGAUGAUCACCACCUUCUCCAUGUCGACCUACAAGGUGGGACUGAAGGUGAACCCCAACGAGCAGGACCAGAGAGUCCCGGUGCUGAGCUGGUCCACCUGCGCUUACACCAUCCAGAGCAUAGAGCGCCUCCUGAUGGACGAGGACAAGCCGUUGUUUGGAAGUUUACCUUGCCGACAGGAUGACUGUCUGAGUUCUCUCACCAGGUUCAGUUCAGCCUGUUGGACGGCAGCUUCACCUGCAACCAGCAACACACACUUCAUCAGGCUGCUGGCAGCCCUGGUUCCAGACUCUCAGGUAGAAAACACUCCCUGUAUCCUCGACAUCGACAUGUUUCACCUGCUGGUCUACAGUGUGAUGUCAUACAGCUCAGUUCACAGUCUGGACCAACCAGGACGGAGAGUGGUGGACUCAGCUCACCUUCACCUGCUUCACCUGGUCACUGUGGCUCACCUGGUCCAGAUCCUGCUCACCUCCACCACAGAGGAGGUGUGUAUGGAUCAGGACAGUGGGGGAUCAGAGGAAGAGGAGCUCACCUGUCAGCUCUACAACACACUGAGGAAACACCUGGGCAGUGUGUUACCUGAGGUCACAUCUGGCUGGCAGCUGUUUCGUUGUGUUAAAGCCGGCGUCCUGCCGUUCCUCCGAGCCGCCGCCCUCUUCUUCCACUACCUGAACUCUACGGCGCCACCGGCUGACCUGCUGGCAGGUCCUGCUCAGUGGGAGUCUCUCUGCUGCUUCCUCAGUCUGCCCUCCAACCUGCUGACACUCCACCAACACACACUGAUGGACACACUCAUACACAGGUGGUGUUGUCAUCCAGGUGUGAGAGGGACCCUGCAGGGGGGCGGAGUCAUCGUCAGGUUCCCCAGAGAAUCCAACCGGCUGAUCGAACUACCAGAAGACUACAGCGUCCUGAUCAACCAGGCCUCCAGCUUCACGUGUCCUCGGUCUGGAGGUGAUAAGUCCAGAGCUCCCACCCUGUGUCUGGUCUGUGGCUCCAUGCUGUGUUCUCAGAGUUACUGCUGUCAGACGGAGGUGGACGGAGAGGACGUAGGAGCCUGCACCGCUCACACCUUCAUCUGUGGAGCCGGCCUCGGCCUCUUCCUCAGGGUCAGAGAGAGCCAGGUGUUGUUUGUAGCCGGUAAAACUAAAGGCUGUUUCUACCCUCCACCGUACCUGGACGACUACGGAGAGACCGACCAGGGACUCAAGCGGGGGAACCCCCUCCAUCUCUGUGCGGAGCGUUACAGGAAGAUCGAGCGUCUCUGGCGUCAGCAUGGCGUCGCUGAGGUCAUCGGUCACGCUCAGGAGGCCAAUCAGACGCUGGUAGCCAUCGACUGGCAGCACCUGUGAUGUUUGGCUCCGCCCCUUUUUAAUAUCAACCAAUCAGCUUCCUGCAGCCCAGCGCUGAGCUCAGAGCAGCUUUCAGGGAUUCUUUCAGGACUUUUGGCUUUUUGGUUUCUGUAUCAUGGAGGCUGCUGACCUUUGACCUUUGACCUUGUCCAUGUUUCACUCCACCUGACUCCACCUGACUCCACCUGACUCCACCCGCUCCGUUCGUGCUCACACAGACAGGAAGUUAGUUUCUUUUAGAGUUUUUACAUUUGAACUUUAGUUUCUGGAUAUUUUCUGAUUCAUCAACUCGUUAACGGCGAACCAGAGUGAAGCCCCGCCCCCUGCUGCUGUCACUCCAGAAUGAAGCCCCGCCCCCUGCUGCUGUCACUCCAGAGUGAAGCCCCGCCCCCUGCUGCUGUCACUCCAGAGUGAAGCCCCGCCAUGUUGCAUGAUGGGAAAAGUAGCCUAGGUUCAGUCAGCUACGACUCCCAGGAUGCAUUUCACCAAAGACUCGGCUACAGGAGGCAUGUCGGAACUUCAGCGGCGUGAAGACGGCGUGAAGACGGCGGUCCGACGCGCCUUCAUGAUGCUCAUAACGUUAGCUAGCUUAGCACGUUAGCAAAACAAAGAGGGUUGAAUAUGAUUAUUAAUUUCUGAGACCCUUUUAGUGAUGACGUCAUGGUGAGGUCAUGAUGACGUCAUGAUGAGGUCAUGAUGAGGUCGUGUGAGGUCAUGAUGAGGUCAUGAUGAGGUCAGGGAGUUAGCUGGAGGCUAAUGCUAGCUGUUGUUAUGGUUACAUGUGAGAGGACAGACUGACUGGCGUCUCCAGCGAGCUUCAGUGUGAGAAACGUUUCAGAGUAAAUGAUGCUAAUAGUUAGCCGUGUUAGCACAAGGCUAACUAUUAGCAUCCCUUUCUCUCCGUCUCCGAGACGUUUCUCUUCUAUAUCGUCCGACUCCGUUUGACUGAUUUCAGUCUGGACGACGACUCGACGAGCUUCAAACAAACGUUCAAGCAGGGUAAUGUAGUUUUAUAAGAGUUGAUGGGAACUACAGAGUCACAGCUGAACGUUAGCGUUAGCUUAGCUUCAUCACACCUCCUCCUGGUGUUCACUUCAGUUUCCAUGGUAACAGAUUCCCAGAGUUCAGUGCUUCUGCAGAAAUCAUCAUGAACGAUCAACAGUCGGAGUAUUGAUCACUUCUACAACAUAU
Messenger RNA from Sebastes umbrosus (honeycomb rockfish), 2913 nucleotides. Its product is annotated as E3 ubiquitin-protein ligase UBR2-like. Lineage: Eukaryota; Metazoa; Chordata; Actinopteri; Perciformes; Sebastidae. Bases 10 to 1722 code for a protein of 570 amino acids. The transcript has 15 exons. Gene Ontology annotation, cellular component: ubiquitin ligase complex; cytoplasm. Gene Ontology annotation, molecular function: ubiquitin protein ligase activity. Gene Ontology annotation, biological process: ubiquitin-dependent protein catabolic process via the N-end rule pathway. The record is from RefSeq and is a predicted model, not a curated record.